Molecule: messenger RNA, 303 nt
Organism: Marmota flaviventris (yellow-bellied marmot)
Lineage: Eukaryota; Metazoa; Chordata; Mammalia; Rodentia; Sciuridae
Source: RefSeq, a predicted model, not a curated record
AUGAAAAUGGAACGGCAGAUGCAACUAGUAAUUGGAAUAAUUGGACAGCAUUUACAGAAGAGCAAAAAGGCUGCACUCAUUCUUUCUGCACCCUAAGUCUUGCGCCUUCUAAAGCAGUUUUAUAUCCUGGACUAUUUGCAUCCAAUGAUGUGGUGGGAAUUCUCAGCUUAGCAUAGUCACAUGACGGAUCAGAAACACAGAUUAAGAACCCAACAGGGAUACAUAUUUCAAGUGAAAGAGGCGAUCUUCAGUAAGAAACCAAUGGGUUAUGCAAAAUCCUUUCCAAAGGAAACAGACACUUAA